Prunus avium (sweet cherry) is the source of this 1626-nucleotide messenger RNA. RefSeq names its product DNA topoisomerase 1 beta-like. The record is from RefSeq and is a predicted model, not a curated record. Gene Ontology annotation, molecular function: DNA binding; DNA topoisomerase type I (single strand cut, ATP-independent) activity. NCBI's taxonomy places the organism in Eukaryota, Viridiplantae, Streptophyta, Magnoliopsida, Rosales, Rosaceae. Gene Ontology annotation, biological process: DNA replication; DNA topological change; chromosome segregation. Gene Ontology annotation, cellular component: chromosome; nucleolus.
AUGGUUCCAUCAACCAAAUUAUCACCAGUAAAAUCUCCAUUAUCAAGCCCAGAAGCUUCAACUUCAUCUGCCAGGACCUCACCAGUAUCCAAUUCGAAAGCAUCAGCUUCAUUAGAGGGUCAGUCAGAACAGCUAUCAGAACAGAUUAAGCUUGCCACUGUUGAAGAAGAAAGUAAGAAUUCUAUUGAUUCGGAAGAGGAUGACAAACCUUUAUCAUCAAGGCUUCGACUGAAGCCGAAACCUCAGAAGAAAACUUCUUCUCUGGUCUCUGGUAAGAGGCCUCUAGAUGAGGCCAAUGUCUCUGAGCAGUCUUCAGUUAAAAGGCCAAAAGUUUCGGAUUCUUCUACUUCUGCAAAGAACAAGCAGGUGUCAGCCAAAAAAGAAGCAAAGGAAGAGGAGGAUGAUGACUUCAUUACAAUUGCCGAUCGAGCUAAGAAAGUCAGGUCAGAUAAUAAAUCAUCUGUGGCAUUGACAAAGCAAAAAAAGGUAACAAAAGUGGGUUCAUCUUCAAUCAAGAAAAUUAUCAAGAAGGGCAAAAAAGCUUCCGAGUUUUCGAAGUACUCUAAAUCGACAAACAUGGCACCAAGCUCUAAUGAUGGGCAGGAAAAAUGGACUACUUUGGUUCACAAUGGUGUCAUUUUCCCACCUCCAUACAAGCCUCAUGAUGUAAAGAUGCUUUACAAUGGGAAGCCAGUCAACUUGACUCCUGAACAAGAGGAGGUUGCGACGAUGUAUGCCGUGAUGAAGGACACAGAAUAUGUGCAGAAAAAAACAUUCAGAAACAAUUUCUGGAAUGAUUGGCAAAAGUUGCUUGGGAAGAGGCAUGUAAUUCAGAAACUGGAUGCUUGUGAUUUUACCCCAAUAUAUGACUGGUAUCAGAAUGAAAAGGAGAAAAAGAAACAGCUGACUAAGGAAGACAAGAAGGCCUUGCAGGAAGAGAAACUGAAACAAGAGGAGAAGUAUAUGUGGGCUAUUGUUGAUGGUGUAAAAGAGAAGGUCGGAAACUUCAGAGUUGAACCACCUGGAUUAUUCCGAGGCCGUGGGGAGCAUCCAAAGUUGGGAAAGCUAAAAAGGCGGAUUCAUCCAAGCGAUGUUACGAUCAAUAUAGGAAAGGAUGCCCCGAUUCCAGAAUGUCCCAUCCCUGGUGAAAGCUGGAAAGAAGUAAGGCAUGACAAUAUGGUUACAUGGUUAGCCUUCUGGAACGAUCCAAUCAACCAAAAGUUAUUCAAAUACGUGUUUCUGUCACCUAGUAGUUCCUUGAAGGGGCAAAGUGACAAGGAGAAAUAUGAGAAAGCAAGGAUGCUAAAGGACUACAUAGGAAACAUCAGAGCUGCAUACACUAGGGAUUUUAUUAACAAAGACGGCGCAAAGCGGCAGAUAGCAGUUGCUACAUAUCUCAUCGAUAAACUUGCUCUCAGGGCGGGCAAUGAGAAGGAGGAUGAUGAAGCUGAUACUGUUGGUUGCUGCACUUUAAAAGUAGAGAAUGUAAAAGCAAUCGCCCCUAACUCCUUGGAGUUCAACUUCCUUGGUAAAGAUUCAAUCAGAUAUGAAAAUACUGUUGAAGUUGAGGUUCCUGUUUACAAAGCAAUCAUAGAGUUCCAGGCUGGUGAGUUGGUGGCUUUAUAA